This is a messenger RNA of Paramecium sonneborni, 581 nucleotides long. NCBI's taxonomy places the organism in Eukaryota, Ciliophora, Oligohymenophorea, Peniculida, Parameciidae. The record is from the annotation of a GenBank genome assembly.
AUGAAGGAUAAUUAAAAUGAAUCUGAAUAAAAAAAGGCUAAAGUAGUUGACAUAUACAAUCAUGUUAUUGGUAAAUAAUAUGAAUAAUUAUUGUAUAGAUUUGAUAUCUAUAGAUGCAAAUUUACUGUAAAAAGUAAUUCAUCAAGCAACUUUUUUAUUUGUAGUCGAGAAAUCGACAUCAAGAGUAUUUUGCCAUAAGCGAUCUCAAUAGAAAUAAUAUUAGGCUGGAGCAUUCAGCACUUGUUUUACUGGAAUUGUUCUAGAAUGUGAGGAUUAUCGAUAAUGUGCCAAAAGAAAAUUAACUUAAGAAACAGGAUUAGACUUAGAAUUGUAAUAUCUCAAUUCAUUCUAUUAUGAAAGUAAGAAAAAUAAAAUUUGGGGAUAAAUAUUCUAUACAUAUUAUGAUGGAUAAAUUAUUAACUUUAUUGAAGACCCAAAAGAAGUAGAGGGAAUAGAAUUGAUGUCUUAUAGAGAAAUUGUUAUUCGAGAACAAAAUGGAGAGACAUUCACUCCUGAAAGUAUCUAAGCACUUCAUUUCUUAAAUAAAAGAGUACUUCGAUAAUGAUAUCUAUUAAAUAAAU